CCAUCUCUUUUUUUUUUUGUAAGAUCUCUCCCAUCUCUCUUCCUUCCCCUUCCCCUAGCCAAGCGGAAUCUCUUGUUCAACAAAUCAUCUUCUUCAAAUCCGAGUUCUUCCAAAUCAAGAUCAACAGCUUCAACAACGAGCCAAAGAGGAGAGCAUCGAGACAUCCCUUGUUUCUGUUUCUCUUUGUUGCGCUCGUAGUUGCUAUGCACAGAAACCAGCGCCGCCCUUCUUUCUUGUCUUUCUCGUUUCAAGAUCCAUCGUCAACGACAGAAGCAAAGAGAAGGAUGAGGCAUAUAAGGCAACAACGCGACCGCCAUAAAAAUCGAUUUGACUGCAUUCUCUUCUUCUUCCUCCAUUUUGAAUCUAGAUCUACUUUCAUCCAUCAAUCGCUUUCUUCUUCUUCCCCUAUUAGUGUCCUCCCUUCUAGGUUCCCAAUCAUUACAUGAUGCUCGAUAAACCCAAAUCGUCUACCUUCUUUGAUUGAGACCAGAUUUGCAACUUGUCGCUGCCGUCGUUGGAGCUCCAUCUGCGACUGGUCUAUCGUAGGCGGCGAGGCAAUGAGUGGUCUACCAACCAAGCUCAAACGAGGUACGGAACCUUUUUUGCCUAGUAGACGACCAUUAGGCUUAUAGCUAAGAAUCCAAAUAAUAGAUGAGUGCAUUGUACAUGCAGCUGGAAUUUGAAGUGCUAAUUUGAUUUUAUGUAUAAGGUUAGCAUCAUGGAUAAAAGUUGGAUGAGUAGGCCGACGAAUACCGACGAAUACGUGCACGGAUUAGGCACUUUUCUUGAAUUUGCAUUUGGUUCUCCAUGUUGUCGGAAUGGAAAAGUCUUAUGCCCAUGCAAAAAUUGUUCCAAUCGUUAUUGGAUGUCUCAGGCUGAAGUGUGUGAUCACUUGAUAUGUGUUGGGUUUGUACCAAAUUAUACACAUUGGGUUUUACAUGGAGAAAACCCAUUUCAUGCCACCCCUUCUAUGGAAAGUACAGCCCACCAUUAUGAGGGGGUAGAUAAUGACAUGCACGACUUGUUGAAUGAUGUGGUUAUGGGUGGUGAGUCAGAAGUAGAAGAGCCAAAUGCAGAGGCUAUGAAAUUUUUUAAGUUGGUAGAUGCAAACAAAACCGAACUCUAUCCUGGAUGCACAAGUCAUUCUAAGCUUUCCUUCAUCAUCAGAUUGUUUCAGAUAAAGUGUCUUGGAAGGUGGUCAAUCAAAUCAUUCACUUUGCUGCUAGAUCUAUUGAGAGAGGUUCUUCCCGAGGGAUGUAGUUUGCCCAAAAAUUACUAUGAGACGGAGAAACUUAUUUCAGAGUUGGGUUUGAGUUAUAAGACAAUAGAGGCAUGUCAAAAUGAUUAUAUGUUGUUCUGGAAAACACAUAUAAAUGAGCCUAAAUGUCUUGUCUGUGGAGCUGAUAGAUGGAAGAAUUUACCAACACCUGUUGUUGGAUCCUCCAAAAAAAAGCCUGCUAAUGUUCCAUACAAAAAGAUUUGGUAUUUUCCAAUAGGACCAAGACUCCAAAGAUUGUAUAUGUCAUCAAGUGCAGCCACUUUGAUGCGUUGGCAUGAUGAAGGUCGUGUCAAAGAUGGAUGUUUAAGGCAUCCUGCAGAUUCAGCUGCAUGGAAAACUUUUGACUAUCGACAUCCAGAGUUCGCUGCAGAUUCGCGCAAUGUUAGACUAGGAUUAGCUGCUGACGGAUUUAACCCCUUCAGAACAAUGACUUCGUCGCACAGUACAUGACCGGUCAUUUUGGUCCCAUAUAAUCUACCUCCUUGGUUAAACAUGAAACAACCUUACAUGUUUUUAUCACUCAUUAUUCCUGGCCCUGCAUCUCCCGGGAAUAACAUUGAUGUCUAUUUACAACCUUUGGUUGAGGAGUUACAAGAUUUGUGGGAUAAGGGGAUAGAAACUUAUGAUGCAUCUUUGAAACAGAACUUCAAAAUGAGGGCAGCUUUGAUGUGGACUAUCAGUGAUUUUCCCGGUUAUGCAAUGCUAUCAGGUUGGAGCACCAAAGGCCAAACUGCAUGUCCUUCGUGUCAUAAGCAUACUCACUCACAGUGGUUGAAGAAUGGUCAUAAGUUUUGCUAUUUAGGGCAUCGCAGGUUUCUGCCUCAAAGGCACGUGUUUCGCCGUUAUAAAGCAUCUUUCGACAACCAACAAGAAUUCAGGUCAGCCCCUAAACAAUUAUCCGGAGAUGAUAUUUUGAAUGAGUUGCAAGGAAAACAGAUUAUCUUUGGAAAAGAGAGUGCCAAUGAUCCUUUACCUUAUGGUUGGAAGAAACAGAGUAUAUUCUUCACUUUGCCGUAUUGGAAAGAUAAUUUGUUGAGACAUAAUCUUGAUGUUAUGCACAUUGAGAAGAACAUAUGUGAUAAUAUUUUGUGGACAUUAUUGGACGUCUGUGGGAGGACCAAGGAUACUGUGAAAUCUCGGAUGGACAUGAAAUUAUUGGGCAUACGAGAUAAAUUACACCCCCGCAGACAUGCUUCUGGUAAGUUAUACAUGCCUAAAGCUUGUUUUGCAUUAUCAGCCAAAGAGAAAAACAUGUUGUGUAAGGUACUGAAGAGUGUUAAAGUUCCUGAUGGCUAUGUUGCUAACAUAUCUAGAUGUGUCAACUUAAAGCAGCGUAAACUAUUUUCUUUGAAGAGUCAUGAUUGUCAUAUUCUAAUGCAACAACUUCUUCCUUUGGCAAUACGAAGAGUAUUACCCAAAGCAGUUAGUAAGCCUUUGAUCCAAUUGUGCUCCUUCUUCAAAGAACUAUGUUCAAAGGUUGGUCGUGUAGCGGACUUGAACCGUUUACAAGAUCGAAUUGCUUUGACUCUCUGUGAAAUGGAAAGGAUCUUCCCUCCCUCAUUUUUUGAUAUCAUGGUUCACCUAACCGUUCAUUUGGUGUCUGAGGCAAAGCAAGGUGGGCCAGUGCAAGGACGAUGGAUGUAUUCAAUUGAGCGGUAAGUUCUUAUGUCUUCGUCAUGUAAAAUAGAAAAUUUAUAAUGCUAAAUGAUUCUUAACAAUAUAUUAUAUUACUGUAUUUGGUUUUAUUAUGCCCUUUGGUUGACAGAGCCAUUUUUACUUGUUAAGGUAUUUGUCUACGUUGAAGUCUUAUGUUAGCAACAAGGCGCAACCAGAAGGUUCCAUUCCUAAUGGUCAUCUUGCUGAAGAGUGCAUGUCAUUUUGCGCAAGGUACUUACAAGGAAUGGAGACACGAUUAAACCGCCCUUCAAGAAAUGAAGACAACGAGGGGGUCUAAAUCUGUGGGUGGAGAAUCAUCUUCAAUCUUUCCACAGUUGGGCCGCCCGAUAGGAGCAGGAAAUCAGGAAGUCUUGAAGAAUGACCUUUUAGCAAAAGCACAUCAAUAUUUGUUGUCUAAUUGUGAGGAUGUAGUCCCUUUCGUUGAAUAAGAGAACUUAAACCUUUUGGUUUAUUUGUUUUCCUGUCGGUUCUAUGCAGGUUAUUAUAUCUUGAAAUUUUGCAGGCAACAUCUUGCUUUCCUGAAAUCUCAGAACCCACGUGCUUCACCUCGUGCCAUUCAACUCCUUCACAAUUCAACAUUUCGAGUUUGGUUUGCUGAUCAGGCAAGUUUUAGUUUGUUGAUGCAAAUAUUUCAUUGCUUUUAAGUUGUAUGAAAAUCACAAGUCACAUUCGCAUGUUAAUGGAGGAGAAACCCAUAAUGUGUCUGAGAAAAAACUGGAGGAAUUAAAGCACUUGGCGCGAACACCGAUCAAUGUGAUUAGAAAUUUCAAUGGAUACAUCAUCAAUGGUUUUAGGUUUCACACUAAGGGCCGAGAGGAAAGAAGGAAAACGCAGAACAGUGGGGUGAUGGUGACUGCGGGCACUCAAUGCUUCGCCAGUUCUCGAGACAAGAAUCCAAUCUAUAGCGACAUCACUUACUAUGGAGUUAUUCAGGAGAUCAUAGAAUUGGAUUAUUGGGUUGGUAAGAAGGUAGUUUUGUUCAAAUGUGAUUGGGUGUCAAGUGGCAGAGGUUUAAAGCAAGAUGAUUUGGGUUUUACACUGGUUAAUUUCUCUCGACGGAUGAGUGACAAGGAGCCUUUCAUUUUGGCAUCGCAAGCCCAACAAGUGUUUUAUGUUCCAGAUCCAAUUGAUAGUCAGUGGCAAGUGGUUAUCAGAACUCAACCAAGAGAUCUUUGUGAUAUGAUUGAAGUCGAACAAGAUGGUGAUGUUGAUGAACAUUUACAGAGUGAAACUUGCAACAUGAUUGAAGUUGAACAAGAGAUGCACAGUGAUGAUGACAAUGUUGAUUGGAUCAGGAGUGAUGUACGUGGUGACUUGGUUGAUGAUCCUGGCGAGUCAACUGCACCUAAUACAAGUGGAAUUCCUGAUACUGAAAUCGAAGAUGAUGGUGUAGAUCAUAUGGAAACAGAUGAAUAUAAUUAUUGAACAGUAAGCAUUCAAGUUAGAUUGUUUUAUUUGUUGCAUUCUGCUGAGUAGCACUCUAAUUGGGGGUUGGGUAUGCAGGUGGCGAGAGGAGAAGAAUGUUUAUGAGGAGAAUUUACUAACUAUGUUUAUGAGGAGAAGAAUCUUUUAGAGGUUGUUUUGAUUGGUUAUGUGAGCUUGUCCUGUUACAAAGAUGUUGAUUAUUGUGUUAAAUUCUCCUGAACCAAGUUUUCAUAUGAUCUUCACAACUUUAAUAUGUUUGUCAUGGCAAAUUUGUGCUAGUGUUAAACUUUAUUAUUGAGCUGCAAUCCAAAAGAUUUACAAUUCAAAGUGGAUUUACUAACUAUGUCGAGGAUUACUACGAGAGCUAUCAAGUGAACGGAAAAAAUGAAACGGCUAGACAAUAAUAUGAAUAUAAAAAUUUUAAACAGAUAAAAUACGAAUGAGUACACAUACGUGUAUCAAACGGAGUAUUUACUAACUAUGCCAAGGAUUAACUUCCUAACUAUGUCAAGGAUUAACAAUGGACCCUAUCUUUUUACUCUCAAAUGAAUUGAAUGCCUUUAC
Messenger RNA from Linum trigynum, 4945 nucleotides. NCBI's taxonomy places the organism in Eukaryota, Viridiplantae, Streptophyta, Magnoliopsida, Malpighiales, Linaceae. The record is from the annotation of a GenBank genome assembly.